GUCCUGUGUUUGCUCCUGUAAUAUGUGGCAAUAUUUUGCUCCUGCACAAACAUACACACAUACAUUUUCAUCCACCUGCCCAGCCAGGGGAAAUGUAAAAGACUGAAGUGGCAGUGCUGGAGUUCUGCCUGAACUGCUGUAAUAUUAUGUUUUAUUUCUUUUUUUUUUUUUUCUCUCCCCCUGCAGGUGUGAAUAAGAGAGGCUCUCUGCAGUAUUUAGUGUCCAGUUGUACUGGCUCCGAAGAACAGAAGUGUCGCAAUGCCCCCUCCUGCUGAUAUAGUGAAGGUGGCAAUUGAAUGGCCAGGUGCCUUCCCCAAGUUAAUGGAAAUAGAUCAAAGAAAGCCACUGUCCUCGAUAAUAAAAGAAGUCUGUGAUGGGUGGUCUCUUGCAAAUCAUGACCAAUUUGCACUGCAGCAUGCUGAUAGUUCUAAUUUCUACAUCACUGAGAAGAAUCGUAAUGAAAUAAAAAAUGGAGCCAUCCUCCGAUUGACAACAUCUCCGGCUCAAAAUGCACAGCAACUCCAUGAGAGGAUCCAGUCUUCUAGUAUGGAUGCGAAAUUAGAAGCACUGAAAGACUUAGCAAACUACUCACGGGAUGUUACAUUUGCCCAAGAAUUUAUAAACCUGGAUGGGAUUUCCCUCCUAACGCAAAUGGUUGAAAGUGGCACAGAACGAUAUCAGAAAUUGCAGAAGAUAAUGAAGCCCUGCUUUGGAGAUAUGUUGUCCUUUACACUGACUGCAUUUGUUGAGCUGAUGGAUCAUGGGAUUGUAUCAUGGGAUACAUUCUCUGUGGCAUUCAUUAAAAAGAUAGCAAGCUACGUGAACAAAUUUGCCUCGGACAUCUCUAUCUUGCAGCGGUCGCUGGCAAUCCUGGAAUCAAUGGUGCUCAAUAGCCAUGACCUGUACCAGAAAGUAGCACAGGAGAUCACAAUUGGGCAGCUAAUUCCACACCUGCAGGGGACAGACCAAGAAAUCCAGAUGUACACCAUUGCAGUAAUAAAUGCACUCUUCCUUAAGGCACCAGAUGACAAGAGGCAGGAGAUGGCAAACAUUUUGGCACAAAAACAGCUUCGUUCCAUCAUCUUAACUCAUGUUAUCAGGGCACAGAGAGCCAUCAAUAAUGAAAUGGCACACCAGCUAUAUGUUCUGCAAGUACUUACCUUUAAUCUUCUGGAAGACAGAAUGAUAACAAAAAUGGAUCCACAGGAUCAGGCUCAGCGGGAUAUCAUAUUUGAACUCCGAAGAAUUGCAUUUGAUGCUGAAUCUGAACCCAACAACAGCAGCGGCAGUAUGGAAAAACGGAAAUCUAUGUACACUCGAGACUAUAAAAAACUUGGAUUUAUCAAUCAUGUAAACCCAGCAAUGGAUUUCACGCAGACCCCUCCUGGAAUGCUGGCCCUUGACAACAUGCUGUACUUUGCUAAACACCACCAUGAUGCUUAUAUUCGGAUUGUCCUGGAGAACAGCAGUCGGGAAGACAAGCAUGAGUGUCCAUUUGGCCGAAGCAGCAUUGAGCUGACAAAGACGCUGUGUGAAAUUCUGAAAGUGGGAGAGCUACCCAGUGAGACCUGCAACGAUUUCCAUCCCAUGUUCUUCACCCAUGACAGAUCGUUUGAGGAGUUCUUCUGUAUCUGCAUUCAGCUUUUGAACAAGACAUGGAAGGAAAUGAGGGCAACUUCAGAGGACUUUAACAAGGUAAUGCAGGUAGUGAAAGAACAGAUAAUGAGAGCACUCACUACCAAGCCUAGCUCUCUGGAUCAAUUCAAGAGCAAACUUCAGAAUCUCAGCUACACAGAAAUACUGAAAAUACGCCAGUCUGAAAGAAUGAACCAGGAAGAUUUCCAGUCUCGUCCAAUUCUGGAACUAAAGGAAAAGAUUCAGCCAGAGAUCUUAGAACUGAUCAAGCAGCAACGUCUCAAUCGACUUGUGGAGGGCACCUGCUUUAGGAAACUCAACAGUCGGCGUCGGCAAGACAAAUUUUGGUAUUGUCGGCUUUCACCUAAUCACAAGGUCUUGCACUACGGAGACUUGGAAGAAAGUCCACAGGGAGAAGUCCCUCAUGAUUCUUUGCAAGAUAAAUUGCCAGUGGCAGAUAUAAAGGCUGUUUUGACUGGGAAAGACUGCCCACACAUGAAGGAGAAAGGAGCUCUUAAACAAAACAAGGAGGUGCUAGAACUUGCUUUCUCUAUAUUGUAUGACUCAAGUGGCCAGUUGAAUUUCAUCGCUCCAGACAAGCAUGAAUAUUGUGUAUGGACUGAUGGUUUGAAUGCUCUCCUUGGGAAAGAUAUGUUGAGUGACCUAACGCGGAACGACCUAGACACACUGCUCAGCAUGGAGAUAAAGCUACGCCUCCUUGACUUGGAAAAUAUACAAAUCCCAGAUGCUCCCCCACCUAUCCCAAAGGAGCCCAGCAACUACGACUUUGUUUAUGACUGUAACUGAGGCAGUCACAGAAACUUGCUCUGAAACUGGAAAUACAUUAUAACUGGAGAGAUAUUAAAAAUGAAAAAAAAAAAAAGACCCACUUUUGCACCUUGGAUUUUGGCUUUGGGAAGGGAUGUAGAAACAUUUGCAUUCCUCCCUGUUCCCUGCAUCCCUUCCUUCCCCAUUCCCAUCUUCCCCAUUGCUCAUCCAAAUCCACAUUGCUUUAAUUAAUUUGUAAUUGCAGGCCAUUGGCCUUACUUAAGGCAAAGACUGCCAUUAAGAAGCACCCUCCUGAGGACUUUUUUAAUGUUUUUAAUACUGGAGUAGACAUUCUUAACUAAAGGGCGUUGUUACCAAACUGCAUGCUUGUGAAACCCACUUGGCAGGGCAGAGGCUUUAACUGGUAGGAGGAGGGAGGUAGGGAGCAAGAGCAGCUACUGUAAGCAAUUUCCCCAGACAUUUAAAAGUCUUCUCACCACUGAAUCCAGUGUGAUGAUGAAAUUUGUUAACUGCUUCCCAGUGUUUGCACUGUCCAUCACUGUCAUUAUUCUCCACCAUCAUCUCAGCUAUUGCCUCCAGGCUUUACCCAGCUGAUCGGCUCCCAGAGCGGAAAGUCUGCAGGUUUUGGCUGUACCAUACGCUGCAAUGCUGCAACAGCUUUUGACUUCUUUUCCUCCCAGCUCUUAAAAUAGCCCCACACUAGCAGAUCACUCAAACAAAACAUGUGUGAAGCCGCUAGUGUGUCCCAUCCCUGUAGUGUUCCCUAAGCCUCAGUUGCCUCUGAAAUUGGCUUGUUGCUAUUUUAAGUGAUUUUUAUUUCCUUGGUCCAAAGUUUAACAGUAAUUUUCAAAAAUGAUUUACAGCUGCCAAACAUUCCGUUUUACAUCAUUGUCAUUGCUAGAGUGUUAGAAAUUUGCAAGGGAUUUUUUUUGUAUGGGUUCUAAUUUUUUUAUUGUAUUUUGCCAAACAAAUUUAUUUAAUUAAAACUAAUUUCAUUGUAAGUACUUUUGAGGAACAAUAUUUUUACUUAAUUU
Messenger RNA from Cinclus cinclus, 3458 nucleotides. It is a transcript of the gene ELMO1, whose product is annotated as engulfment and cell motility 1. Gene Ontology annotation, biological process: actin filament organization; cell motility. Gene Ontology annotation, cellular component: plasma membrane; guanyl-nucleotide exchange factor complex. NCBI's taxonomy places the organism in Eukaryota, Metazoa, Chordata, Aves, Passeriformes, Cinclidae. The record is from RefSeq and is a predicted model, not a curated record. Bases 259 to 2442 code for a protein of 727 amino acids. The transcript has 21 exons.